Messenger RNA from Adineta steineri, 2256 nucleotides. Lineage: Eukaryota; Metazoa; Rotifera; Eurotatoria; Adinetida; Adinetidae. The record is from the annotation of a GenBank genome assembly.
AUGGCUGCAAGAUGUAUUUUAGUUUUCUUGCUAUUCAUAUUAGCAAUUAAUCUUUCGUAUCAAUAUAAUAAUACUAAAUUUCCUCCACUUAAUUUAUAUAUUGGUACAGAUGGUGAUGGGUUUGGUGCAGGUUCAUUACCAUUAGGUGUUCAAAGUCCAUAUGGUGCUCUUCGUUUAGGUCCAGAUACUAGUAAUACCAUGGAUAUACCAAUUGUAUUCAAUCAUUUAGCUGGUUAUCACUAUUCUGAUUCACAUAUAAAUAUCUUUUCGCAUACACAUAUGUUUGGUGCUGGUGUAGUUGAUUAUGGUGAAGUUGGUAUUAUGCCUGUUCAAAUAGAUAGUAUUAAACAUUUACAAGCAAUGAUUUCUAAACGAAAUGGUUAUCGUAGUGCAUUUCAACAUGAACGUGAAGUUGUUGAACCAGGUUAUUAUCAAGUUUAUCUUGAUACACAUAAAAUAAAUGUUGAAUUAACAGCUACGGAACAAGUUGGUAUACAUCGUUAUACAUAUGAUAAAAUUAAAAAUAAACAUCAUGUUAUACUUAUUGAUAAUAGUUAUACAUUACAAGCCAAUGUAUGUACUGAAAGUCAUGUUAAAAUCGAUUCAAUAAAUCAUGAGCUAAGUGGUUUAAUUCAUUUUGAUGGUUCACUUUCAGGACGUUUUGGUGGCGUAACAACAUAUUUCGUUAUUACAUUAAAUAAUUUGACUCAAUUUGGUACAUGGAAUCAUGGACAAAUAACCGAAGGGCAAACUGAAAUAGAUGGAUGUUCAUCAGGUGCUUAUAUUAUAUUACCUGAUGAGCAAGAACAAGUAACAAUGUAUGUUGGCAUAAGUUUUGUUUCUAUAGAACAAGCACGUACUAAUUUAAAAAUACAAACAAAUACUCUUCAAUCAUUCGAUUCUAUGCGAACAAUUGUACAACAAAAAUGGCUUGAUGAAUUAGCAAGAUUUGAAGUUAGUGCUGAUUGGGAUCGUGAUGCUGAAAUAAAAUUCAAUACUGCUAUUGUCCAUUCAUUAUCAAGUCCAACAAUAUGGGAUGAAUCAAAUGGUGUUUACCUUGGAUAUGAUGGUAAAGUUCAUACAAAACCUGAUUAUAUGCAACAUGUUUAUACUGAUUUAUCCAUAUGGGAUAUACAUCGUACACAAAUACCAUUUAUUAAUUUUCAUGAUGCACAACGAGGUAAUGAUAUUAUACAUUCAAUUAUGAUUAAUGUUGAACAAGGUGGUGAUUUACCAAAAUGGCCUUUAGCUAAUGGUUAUACAGGUUGUAUGUUUGGUUCACAUGCUGACGUUCUUAUCAGUGAUUUAAUUAUGAAAAAAGAAAAUGAUAAUAAUUUAGAUUUAAAAGAAGUUGUUCAAGCUUUAAGAAAAGUUGCUAAUCAAAACCAAGUACAUGAUAGUCGAUGGGAUCCAGCAACAUAUAUUCAAUAUAAAUAUGUUCCAUAUGAUAUGGAAAAAACUUCAGCACCAUUAACAAUAAGUUAUGCGUAUGAUGAUUGGGCUAUUGCAAAUGUUAUGAAUGCUGCUGGUUUGGUUGAUGAAGCUAAAGAAUAUUAUGAACGAGGAACAUGGUUUGAACAUGUUUUUGAUAACAAAACAAAUUUCUUUUGUCCAAAAGAUAAAGCAGGCAAUUUUCAUUGUCCAUCAAAUGAACUUGAAUUUCUCGAUCCAUUUGAUAAAAGAUAUAUAGAAGAAUUAUUUGGUGGUCGAGAUAAUUUUAUUAAAGAAUUAACUAUAUUUUUUGAACGUGGACAACCAUGGAAAACAACAUUAUUACCUAAUCCAUAUUAUUGGCCAGGUAAUGAACAUAAUCUUUUUUCCGUUUGGCAAUUUAAUUAUGCUAAUCGUUCUGAUUUAACACAAAAAUAUGCACGUUGGUUAUUAAAUCAUGCUUAUCCAAAUGCGCCUGAUGGAUUACCAGGUAAUGAUGAUUAUGGUACAAUGUCUGCAUGGUAUAUAUUUACAAGUAUGGGUUUUUAUCCACUUUCUGGUUCAUCAACAUAUUUAAUUGGUAGUCCAGCAUUUGAUCGUAUAAAAAUCUCACGCAAUAAUGGUAAAUGUAAUUUAUUAAUCAAUGUUCAUAAUAAUUCUCCAACAAAUCUUUAUGUUCAACGUGUAUUACUUAAUAAUGAAACUUUAUCAACAUUUCCAUUCAUCGAUCAUAUAAAUCAUUUUAAAUGUUCAAAUGAUAAUCAAUCAACUAUUCAACUAGAUUUUUUUAUGUCAUCAACUCCUGUUUUUUCUCUCGAUAAAUAA